This is a messenger RNA of Macaca mulatta (Rhesus monkey), 480 nucleotides long. RefSeq names its product transmembrane protein 89 (gene TMEM89). The record is from RefSeq and is marked inferred. NCBI's taxonomy places the organism in Eukaryota, Metazoa, Chordata, Mammalia, Primates, Cercopithecidae.
AUGCUGCACGUGCUGGCCUCGCUGCCCUUGCUGCUCCUGCUGGCGAUGCCUGCUUCAACCCACGCCUGGUCGCGACCCCUCUGGUACCAGGUGGGGCUGGACUUGCAGCCCUGGGGGUGUCAGCCAAAGAGCAUGGAGGGCUGUAGGGGUGGCCUGAGCUGUCCUGGUUACUGGCUGGGCCCUGGAGCAAGCCGCAUCUACCCUGUGGCUGGGGUCAUGAUCACCACCACCAUGCUGAUGAUCUGCCGCAAGAUACUGCAGGGGCGGCGGUGCUCACAGGCCACCAAGGGUGAGCAUCCGCAGGUGACCACUGAGCCCUGCGGACCCUGGAAACGGCGGGCCCCAAUCUCAGACCACACCCUGCUCCGUGGGGUCCUGCACAUGCUGGAUGCCCUCCUGGUCCACAUCGAAGGCCACCUACAUCAUCUAGCCACCCAGCGGCAAAUCCAAAUAAAGGGGACUUCCGCCCAGAGUGGGUGA